AUGGUCUGCUCAAAAUGCCAAAAGAAACUCAAAUCCACCGAACUAGCCACCCCAGGCGUCAAACGCAAGAGUGAAAUGUACUACGGUUCGCCAUCGACCACGCUUGGAGGGGGCGGGGAGUCCUCUAAAAAGGCGACGUUGGGGAGUACGGGUAUUGGGAAGAGUAAAUUGCUCACGUCGAAGGCUAAAAAUCCGUACGCGGCGUAUGCGUCUGCUUGUGAGAAUUGCAAGACCAAGACGGAGCAAGGGAAGAAAUUCUGUCAGCGGUGUGCUUAUCAGAAGAAUGCCUGUCCUAUGUGUGGCAAGGGUUUGGCUGGGAAAUCCUCAAAAGACCAGCCGGUAGUUCAGGGACAAAAGUUCAAUCUAAAAUAA
Messenger RNA from Aspergillus wentii DTO 134E9, 372 nucleotides. Its product is annotated as cysteine-rich PDZ-binding protein. Gene Ontology annotation, molecular function: microtubule binding. Gene Ontology annotation, biological process: cytoplasmic microtubule organization. The transcript has 3 exons. The coding region runs from base 1 to 372 and encodes 123 amino acids. NCBI's taxonomy places the organism in Eukaryota, Fungi, Ascomycota, Eurotiomycetes, Eurotiales, Aspergillaceae. The record is from RefSeq and is a predicted model, not a curated record.